Messenger RNA from Cebus imitator (Panamanian white-faced capuchin), 2763 nucleotides. RefSeq lists its product as uncharacterized. The coding region runs from base 1624 to 2049 and encodes 141 amino acids. The transcript is spliced from 6 exons. NCBI's taxonomy places the organism in Eukaryota, Metazoa, Chordata, Mammalia, Primates, Cebidae. The record is from RefSeq and is a predicted model, not a curated record.
GAUUCUCCUGUCUCCUGAGUAGCUGGAACUAUAGGCAUGUGCCACCACUCUCAGCUAAUUUUUUCCUAUUUUUAGCAGAGAUGGGGUUUCACCAUGUUAGCCAGGAUGGCCUGAGCCUCUUUUAUGUGCUGCUUUGCCCUCUGGACAUCUUACUUGGGUGACACAGCUAGCAAAAUAUUUUGCCCAUUUUUGGGAGUAGUUACCUUAGUACUGAGUUUCCAGAGUCCUUUUAUAUUCUAGUUACAAGUCGUUUAUUAGAUAUUCAUUUGACAAAGUCUGUAACUUGUCUUUUUAUUUUUUAACAGUAUCUUUCAAAGAACAGAAGUUCUCAAUGUUGGUAAUGUUCAGUUUAUUAAAUUUUUCCUUUAUGUAUUGUGUUCUUGGUAUUAUAUCUAGGACAUCUUUGCCUAAGAUGAGACGUUGUAUGUUUAAGGUUUUACACUUAGGUCUGUGGUUCAUUUCGCAUUUGUUUUUGUAUACAGUGCAAAGUAUGAAUUAAAGUUUGGUUUAAUUUUUGCAUACAGAUAUUCUAUUAUUCCAGCUGCAUUUGUUGACAGGCUACUGGUAUGGCCUAAAAGUUUGUAUCCUCCACUAAUUCAUAUGCUGAGAUCCUGAUCCCCAAGGUGAUGGUAUUAGGAGGUGGUGCCUUUGGGGAGCUGAUUAAGUCAUGAGGGCAGAGCCUUCAUGAAUGUGAUUAGUGUCCUUAUAAAAGAGCCUCAGAACUGCCUUGUCCGUUCCACAUCGGGAGGACACAGCAAGAAGACUGUCUGGAGACUAUGAGGAAGCAGAGCCCUGACCAGACACUGACCAGAGGCCACCUUGACCCUGGACUUCUCAGCCUCCAGAACUGUGAGAAAUAAAUUUGUGGUGUUUAGAAGUGUCCAGAUUACGGAAAUUCAUCAUAGUAGCCUGAGUGGACUGAGGCACCAUCCUUUCGCAACCGAAUCGAUGUUACACAUUUGUUGAAAAUCAAUCAUCUGUAUAUGUACAGAUCUAUUUCUGGACUGUCUAUUCUGUUUCAUUGAUCUAAAAUUAGUCUGCCUUCAUGCCAAUGCCAUACAGUUUUGAUCACUAAAGAUUAUGAGUUUUAGAAUCAGCUCGUGUAAACAGUGUAAAUCACUGAGUGUUCAGAAGUUAAAGGUGUGCUGUGGUUUCAAAUAAGGUACUUAAUCAUUGCUUUUCUUUUUUUGUUGUUUUUUAUUUGUUUUGUUUAUUUUUGUUUUUAUUUGUUAUUUUAAUUGUUGUUUUUCAUCAUUCGGCAUGAAUAUCCCCUACAUAUCUCUGAAGUUUGAUUUUGUUCUUUAUUUUAAGGAAAAAAAAACCGUUGUGAACAGCUUGAACCUGACAAGUUCACUGGAAACCAUUGCACAGGAAGUGGACUGCUCAGCAGCCUUUGGUGGGACUGUGUGACGUCCUGACGAUUACUCAGUUUUGGGUAUUUCUUCAUCGCAGCAUGGGAAUGGACUAGUACAGACAGGAACUUGCCCACCACGCAUUACCACCCUGAAGAGUCUGGGAAACAAUGGUUUGAAGCUUUCAGCCACUAUGAUCCUGGGAGAGGUGAAGGGGGCCAGGAUGCUGCUGAGUAUCAAUUCUGUAUCCGGCACACAGUAUUAAACAUGAAUGACAAUAAUAGGACUUCUCAUCUGGUUGUUAAUGACAGCACUUUGCUGUCCCUUGCCAAUGUGCUACAGCCCUGGGGCAAGCCAGCUGCUUCUUAUGAAGAGGUGCAAGCGGACAGGAACAGAGGUCUCCAGUCAACAGACAGAGGACCUGAGGCCUGCCAGCAGCCAUGGGAAAUCCCUGCCCAGAAUCCAGCGCCUCCUUCCUGUCCAGGAUCCCCUUCUGGUGGAUCACAGGAGUUGUCUUGAAUCUGCCUGUGCCGGCCAUGUGGUCUCAGAGACACCAACUCUGUCCUGCAAGUUUACCACCUUGAAUGUGAUAAACACAAGAGCCAUGAGCAGCUUCAGUCUCUGCAGAAGGCUUGGCUGGAUUCCACUUAUGCAGGGCUCCAUGGCAGUUUCCAAUCUUCAAAUCUUCAGUCUUUGAAAGCACUGAAAGGAUGCCCUCAAAUGACCAGGAGUGGGAGCGCUCUAUGUCCCUGCUCCUGAUAACAACCUAACUGGAGUCUCUACCAUCUACCAGCACAGACACACCUCCAACUCCCCAGCUGAACUUCAUGACUGAUUUGACAGCCAAUGAUGCCCCUGACCCAGCCUACAUGGAUAUUGGAAGGACAUCAGUGAACUGGGAAAAGAGGCAGAGAUGAGACACCUGCCCUGGGCCACAGAUCUAUGUAGUUCAUAUCAAGAGUAAACACUGAAUUGCAACAGUCUUGAUAGGAAAGAAAAAACUUUUAUAUUUCAUAAUCAGUGCAGUAUUCUUAGAAAAUGACAAUUUUGGUAUUCACAGAAUAAGUUUUACAGUAUGGCUGCUUCUAAAAUUAGCUAAGUUUGGCAUGUCAUCUUACUCUGUAAAUGACUUUUAUAAAACAGCUAUCAUAUCAAAGAACUGGCUGACCCACCCCCCCCCAAAAAAAAAUUAGCCAAAAUGCAACUUAAUUAUAUCGUAUUCACUCAUGUCAAUGAAACUUCUUGCUCUGAGGCCUGACAGUUAUGAACAGAAGUGACCUGCUGUGGUUUACCCCAAUUCUAGCACUCCCUCCUGCCUCCAGUACUGUCCACAGCAAUAACCGCUUUUGCUAGACUGGACAUAUGCCCAAGGAACUGGAAGUGAGGUGUCUCAAGCUUCCUUGGUUUUAAC